UCCAGCAGCGGCAUCAUUCGCGAGCUCCACACGAGCGCGCGUGCACUGCAAGUAGUGUUUUGUUCGCCGCAUACCAGUGACCGCUUAGACUAGAAUCUGAUGAAAACAAAGGAGCUGCAAUCUGUUCAGAAGUGCUGGCGAGAAGAUUUUAAAGAGGGGGCGACUUCUGUGGAUGUGAGAGUACACGAGCCGCUAAAACUUUUUUCGAACGCGAGUUCUUCCGGUAAUCGGCAUGCGACCGAAAACGUGAUACUUCUGAGUCGGGAGACUGACUUCGAGAGUUCUGUCUCGGAUUCCCAAAGCGGACAGAAAGGAGAACGUGAGGAGAGCCAUGAGUUUUGCGUCUCGCCGUGGGACAUGGAAAGAGUCUCAGAAGGAGGUGCCGUGACUCCAGGCAGAGUUUCGGAGGAAAAUGUGAACCAGUGCCUGAACACACCAGACUUUUUAGUAGACUUCAGCUGUUCGUCUCCGUUAGCAAACCAUAAAAUGACCAAAAGUACGUUGCAACCCUUCUCCGUGUCAGGUCGGCUGGGUGGAGAAGUGGAGCAACACGCUUCAAACCCGUUCCCUAGGAUUAUUCCCAAACUGAUAGUCACCCAUGAUGAUUUUGGACCCGGUCAGGACAGUCCGCACAUCGGUGAUUUGACUUUAAGCAUGGGCGGCUUUUCACUGGACCUGCAUCCCGAUGAGGACUCGCCCUGCUCGGACAGCGGCUGCGGAGGCUCCCCUGCGCCCUCUCUGCUCCACAGGAAACUGUCCAGCUCCUCCUCUGCUGGAUUAUCUUCUGCCUCGUCGUUUGAGGAAUCUGAGGAUGAUUUCACGGGCAGUGACCUUGAGCCCGGCAGUCUGUCCCCCAACAUGAUCGGCAGUCCUGAUGAACUGACAGGGGCUAAAUCGUGGAGGAAGUUAAAGACCAUGGUGCAUUGCUCUCCAUUUGUGGUUUCAUUUAAGAAACUAUAUCCUUGGGUUCAGCUCGCGGGCCACGCAGAUCAUUUCCAGGCAGGCGAGUAUGGGAAACUGUUGAAGAAGUAUUGUGAAUGUGAGCAGCAGUGUCUCGAGAAGCUGAUGAAUGACAACCUCCAGCCAUUUGUUCCUGGAUACUAUGGUACUGUGCAGCAGAACGACCAGGAUUACAACCUUAUGGAUGAUCUGCUGACACACUUCGACUCCCCUUCAAUCAUGGAUUGCAAGAUGGGAAGCAGGACAUACCUGGAAGAAGAGCUGGUGAAGGCUCGUGAGCGUCCUCGUCUUAGGAAGGACAUGUAUGAAAAAAUGGUGGCAGUGGAUCCAGGAGCACCCAGUCCAGAGGAAAGAGCCCAGCAGGCGGUUCUCAAACCUCGAUACAUGCAGUGGAGGGAGACACUGAGCUCCACCGCCACUCUUGGCUUCCGCAUAGAGGGCAUCAAGAAAGCAGAUGGCACAUGCAACACCAACUUUAAAAAAACCAAACAUAAGGAGCAGGUGAUGAAGGUCUUGUGUGACUUUGUGGAUGGAAACACACAGUUACUGAGGAGUUAUCUACAGAGGCUGGAGGAGCUGCGCAACGCUCUAGAGACGUCAGAGUUCUUCAGGACACAUGAGGUGGUUGGGAGUUCUUUGCUGUUCGUGCACGAUGCUUCAGGCCUGGCCCGAGUAUGGAUGAUAGACUUCGGUAAAACCGUCCCACUGCCACCACCCCAAACCCUGGACCACCGCACACCCUGGGCUGAGGGAAACCGUGAGGACGGGUACCUGUGGGGUCUGGACAACCUCAUUCAGAUCUUUGGAGACAUGCUGCAGGACGCGACCUCACCCUGAUGGAUGCACAGAAACGUGCCUAAGCCCGAAGCAUCACGUGUAGGGACAUGCUGAUGGAGGGAGGCACACAACAGGAUACUAGUCCUGAGAUGAGUGUGCUCUCGAGCUGUCGGAGAGAUAAAAGCGAACAAAAUACGAGUGGAAAAAGUCUAGCACAUUUUGUCGACAAGCUUUUUGUUUCUUUUUUUUUUUUUUGCACGUGUGGUCCUGCAGAUCCACAGAAGCUCCACCACAGUCAAAAGACAGAUACUGAACCCAAACAGACUUGAGGAGCAACAGAACUAUCGUUUUAAGGGCGCACCGCGAUGUUUAUUCA
Molecule: messenger RNA, 2113 nt
Organism: Carassius carassius (crucian carp)
Lineage: Eukaryota; Metazoa; Chordata; Actinopteri; Cypriniformes; Cyprinidae
Product: inositol-trisphosphate 3-kinase A-like
Exons: 7
Coding region: 100-1797 (565 amino acids)
Biological process (GO): inositol phosphate biosynthetic process
Cellular component (GO): cytoplasm; nucleus
Molecular function (GO): inositol-1,4,5-trisphosphate 3-kinase activity; inositol tetrakisphosphate kinase activity
Source: RefSeq, a predicted model, not a curated record